CAGACGCCGACUAGCUUAGCAAAGUUAAUAAGCCUUUCCCUGUUGUAAGAAAAUUUCUAAGCUUCUAAGGUAUAAAAAAAAAAAAUAAAAAAAAAAAAAUAAAAAAGGUAGGUCUGUAAAGAAAAUAACUAGCAAAACAAACAUGACGAUUAUUCAAAAUUUCUUUUUAUAGCCAUCAGAUGUGGUGCCUUAGAUUAUCGAAAUGUUUGCAAUAAAAAUCAAUGCGCAUAUAAAUGUUACUUUUCUAUUUGUACAUUAAUUUGUGAAAUGCUGACAAAUUGUAUAAAAAUUCACAUCGAAUUAUAUACCAGGUGCCGAAAACUACAUGAGAUGUAUAUCGACCAAAUUGAUCUUCGCACUAUCUUGCAAUCUAUAAUAGCAUUUAUAAAUAUGCACGUAAACUUGUGGUGGGCAUUAUGAAAUUCGGCCCAAGCCACAUAGAACUUCACUUCAAUUUUUUUUCCAAUGCGCAAUUGCAAGAAGGAAAGGAUGAUGAAAACAUAAUUUUGCAUAAUAUACCAGAGACGUAGAGUUAUGAAUCAAAUAAGACUCGAAGGUAGGGAUGAAUUUGAAGUGGAAUUACAUUAGCAAAAACGCAAAAUAAUUUCCCCAACUUAUUUGCAUAAAGGUUAAAAGCACUUUACACCUUAUCCCAUGUUAUAGAGGGUAGAUACUGUAAAACACACUUAUUUGGAAUAUAUUUUAAAGAAAAUUACCACAAUUUAUCCAUACUCCGAAACAAAAAUAUCUUCCUUACGCUUCUGAUAUUAAAUUUGCUUCCAACCCUUACUUUUAGGUGCAAUUAAAUCUACACAUUCGAAACUUUCCACCCAUCGGUUCUGUUUUGUGUUGCUACUGAAAAUUGUGUCAUUUUUUUCCAAAUUCCGACUCAUUUAUUAGAUGUAAAUACAAAAAACAUAUUUAAUAUUCCCCAUUAUGAACGGAUCUAAUUCGCUCAGUUACUAAUAUAAAAACGAUAAAUUACACAGUAAUAAUUAUAACUAAUAGAAAUGAUGAAUUACAGUACGAGGAAUAACAUUAAUAUUUAAUAAGAAAAAAAAUUAAUAAAUAAAUAAAUAGUUUUCAAAUCUUCAAAAUUAGAAAAUUGUUAAUAACCAGCCUAGCAAAUGCUUGAGAAUAAUUAUACGGAAUAUCGAAAAUGGAACCGGACGAAGGAAAUUUUGAGGAUAAUAUCUGGGCUGGCAUAUUAUGCGUGGUAUUCUUUUUCCUAAUCAUAUCGGUGCUGGCGUUCCCGAACGGUCCGUUCACACGGCCGCAUCCAGCUGUAUGGCGCAUAUUAUUCGGUUGUUCGGUCCUAUACUUGUUGACACUACAGUUUUUAAUGUUUCAAAACCUCAAAACCAUAAUGAAUAUUUUGUACUGGCUAGAUCCCAAGUUAAAAGAUUUCCACAUAAAUAUGGAUAAGGAAUAUGGUGUCAAUUGUUCGGAUAUUACAUUAGAACGUAUUAAAGGUCAUCUUGACGUCUUUGCUUGGGGCCAUUUUUUAGGGUGGGCUUUUAAAGCCAUCCUAAUUCGUCACAUGGGCAUUUUGUGGGCGAUAUCGGUAAUGUGGGAAAUAACGGAAAUAACUUUCGCUCAUUUGUUGCCCAAUUUCGUGGAAUGUUGGUGGGACGCCUUGAUUUUAGAUGUUCUACUUUGUAAUGGGUUGGGCAUUUGGGUUGGCUUGAAAAUAUGCAAAAUCCUAGAAAUGCGUGAAUACAAAUGGGCCAGUAUCAAAGACAUUUCAUCGACCAGUGGUAAAAUUAAGCGCGCCAUGCUACAAUUUACACCCGAGAGCUGGACUUCUAUAAGAUGGCUAGAUCCGAAAUCAACAGCUAUGAGAUUUGCAGCUGUUAUACAAUUGGUAAUAUUCUGGCAGAUAACCGAACUGAAUACUUUCUUCUUAAAGCAUAUAUUUGAAAUGCCACCCGAUCACUAUGUGGUGAUAGCGCGUUUAAUAUUCAUCGGUCUUUUUGUGGCGCCAUCUGUAAGACAAUAUUAUACAUAUGUAACAGACACGCGUUGUAAACGCGUUGGCACUCAAUGUUGGGUUUAUUGUGCCAUCAUGGUCUCUGAGGCGAUACUGUGUAUUAAAAAUGGCAAGGAAUUGUUUGAACGCACGCAGGCUAUCAAUAUUGUGUUGUGGCUGACGGUACAAGUCAUUAUUUCGGUAGCAUUUGUCUAUGGUUGUGUUUUAUGGCAGCGUAUGAUGGAUAAACGUAAAGCGAAAAAGCUACUUUCAUCUUCUACGAAUCAGUCACCCACGAAAAAAUUUAAAACUUUAGAUAAUGCAGAAUCGAAAGGCCCCAUUUAUUAUGUACAUCCGAAAAUCAUUGCACAUGCACGAGGAAAGCUAAAUAAAUCCAUUAGCAAACAUGUUGGCAUUGAGAGCACACCGUAUGAUAUUAAAAUUAAAAUUGUUUAACAUUUUCUGUAAAAUAAACGUUCAGAUGAAUUAUUAGUAAUAGUCAUGCAAGUUAAUAAAUAAAAAUGCAUAUUUAUGUUAAAAGAGAAAAAUACCU
Glossina fuscipes is the source of this 2522-nucleotide messenger RNA. RefSeq names its product phosphatidylserine synthase 1 (gene l(3)77CDf). Gene Ontology annotation, biological process: phosphatidylserine biosynthetic process. The transcript has 7 exons. The coding region runs from base 1160 to 2425 and encodes 421 amino acids. Lineage: Eukaryota; Metazoa; Arthropoda; Insecta; Diptera; Glossinidae. The record is from RefSeq and is a predicted model, not a curated record. Gene Ontology annotation, molecular function: L-serine-phosphatidylethanolamine phosphatidyltransferase activity.